CCCGUCGCGCCGUCUUUGGACGCCUUUCCGACAUCGCGGGUCAAGCAUGAAGAAAGCAGUGGCGCUGGUGGGCGCGGGGCCUCCUUCGCCCGGCGCCUCCUCCGUGCCCGGCUUCCUAGCCAAACUUUGGUCUCUGGUCGAGGACCCCGGGAGCGACGACGUAAUCUCGUGGAGCCGGAAUGGACAGAAUUUUUGCAUUUUGGAUGAACAGAGGUUUGCUAAAGAAUUGCUUCCUAAGUACUUCAAACACAACAAUUUGUCUAGCUUCAUACGACAGCUCAACAUCUAUGGCUUCAGGAAAGUGAUGGCGCUUGAAAAUGGCAUGAUAACCUCUGAGAAGAAUCCUGCCAUUGAAUUUCAGCAUCCGUUUUUCAAGAGAGGGAAGAUUGAUUUGCUGGCAAACAUCAAAAGGAAGUCUACUCUGACACAGGUGGCCACAGUAAGGCCAGAAGAUCUCAAAAUCUGUCCAGACGACUUGCACAAAGUGUUGUCGGAGGUCCAGGAGAUGAGGGAGCAACAGAACAGCAUGGACAUCAAGCUGGAAAGUAUGAAAAGGGAAAACAAAGCCCUCUGGAAAGAAGUGGCCUUCCUCCGCCAGAAGCACAACCAGCAGCAGCAGCUCUUGUCAAAGAUCCUUGAAUUUAUACUGGGUUUAAUGAGAGGAAACUGCAUUUUGGGGGUCAAGAGAAAAAGGUCCUUGGCUGAUGCUUCAGACCCUUCGGCUCCAAAAUUCAGCCGCCAGUACGUGCGCAUUCCUGUGGAAGACUGUGAAACCACAGCCCUUUCGGAGCAUGGCCCAGACUGCCAAGACUCCAUUAUCAUUUGUGACAUCACAGAUGCUCAAGAGGAAGAGGAGGAAGAAGAUGAUGCUGCCCCAGAGAAGUUUUUGGCACUGGUGCACUCCAAUCAUGAAAGUUGGAAGGCUCCUGUGCCCACCAGAGAAGGAAUUCCCACUUGUAAAACAAUAGAGACCUCCGAGCCAGAAGUGCCCCAAGGUGACCAUUCGGUUCAGCUCUUGGAUGGCUCUCUCCAGUCCAGUGCUGUGGAGUUGCACAUUCCACAAGUCAACGCUAAUGAAGAAGCUGCAGCAGUGAUCGAUUCCAUCAUUAACGAAAACCAAACAACGGCCUCAAGUGACUCUUUCCUUGAAAGAGAAGAGAUCCAAGACUUCUUGAAUUGUAUUGAUGCGAGUCUUGAGGAGCUUCAGGCAAUGCUGUCUGGGGAAAAAACCAACCAUGCUUCGGAAACACUUACUGAUACUUUCAGUCCAGAGCUCCCUGUGUUGGAUUCAAGCAUACCAGAAGCUCCUCUCAGAUUGGAAAAGACAGAAGACUUAUCAGCAAAUUUAGACACAGAUGGGAUAAUGGAUGAGGAAACCUCAGGGAAGAAUGACAUGCAGCUGAUUCAGUAUCGGGGGAACCCUUUGCUUUCACUGUUGGAAGAACCGCCUUCCAGUGAGGAAGACGGCCGCCUGGGGAACACCGGAGGGGAUCCGCUGGGUUCCAUGGAGAGCAACAAAGCAGUGCAGCAAGUCACCAGCCCAGGAAGCCAAACAGCUGGAGCCGCUCCACUAGAGCCCCUGGAUCAGCCCCUUCUCUCAGAAGACAUGAACGGCGAAUAUAAACUCUUUCCUCUUCUGCUUCUCAGCCCAGUUGCAAAUUUCAUAGAGGAGGCCUCAGAAAUAGAAACAAGUUGAACUGCUGAUCACAUCUUUUCUGUGGAAAAAGAUUCAAGAACCAUGGCAGGUCGCAGUUCUGCUUUUCUUACUUUUCAUAGCUGAAUUUCCUCCACAAACAAGGGAAAGCUAUUUUUACCCCAAGAAUGUAGUGUUAGGAAGGCAGCUACAAGGCUGAAGUUCCAAAUUGCACUGAUUUUUUUUUUUAAACAAAAGCAAAAAAUAGCAAAUUUCAAACCUGCUUUUGAACUAUUUUAUACACAAAUGUUUUAAAUAAGAUUAAUGUUUAUAUCUUAGUGUAAGAUUUGCAUAGGGGUUUCAGGUGUUUGAUCCCAUGAUAGUCAAUACUAUCAUAAUACAUUUAUUUUUCUUUCUGAACUGUUGUGUUGGAGAUAAGCAAGUAUGUUAGAAUUAUGUUGGGUUUUUUUGUAACUGUAAUCUUUGUUUGCUCCAAACUUUUGCCUUAGUUCUUACUACUCUGACUUUGUCUUCAUCUAUGUCACCUUUUAUGUAUUAUUUACUUUUACGUUCUUCCUCUAAUUAUUAUUGUAAGUAACUUCUGUUUCCUAUGGCAAACAAUAUAUUUUAACAUUUAUUUUAAAAUAAUGGUAGUAUGUGAACCUGCUGCAUAUUUAGAUACUUUGCAAAAAGCUUGUUUCUGAUGCACAUUGCAUGUCAAACCUUCUUUUCCUAAAAUGACUUUCCCAACAGUAAAUAAUGGGAUUAUCCAAGAAGAAUCAUCAAAGCCAUCUUGGCUCUUUAAGUCAACAUUUUCUUGCAUAGGCCUGAACACCUGAGGGUGUGGAUAACCGGCAGCUGCACUUCUGAGGCUUGGGACCUGAUGCUCAUGGGAUUUGUUGGUUCCAACGAUUUUCACCCAGACUGCAGAUUCCCCUUUGCCCCUUGUCUUCAAAAGCAGAAUUAUGAGGCCUUUUGGCAUGUUGAGAUACAUAGAAAGAUAAGAUAGUUUCUGGAUGGGCAAGACAUCUCCUGAAUGUUUUUGGCCCUUUGCCCAUAAACAAAAUAUGUUGGCCAAAUACAACAGUCAUCCCUGCAAGUGCCAUGAGUGCCAGCCCUUUUAAUUCCACGUCAUCCAUGAUGCAGAGCUAUGGGGAUCGGAGCCAUUUCCACCUUAGCUCUCCUGUAAAUGGUGUAAUGGUAACAUCACAUACUUGCCUUCAAAAUGAGGGCUUCCUUUUAAAAAUAACUUGUUUGUCUGAAAAAUUGACUUGGGGCUUUUGCCUCUUGAUUUCAUGGAUACAGAUAAUCCUCAAUUUAUGACUGGUUGCUUAGAUUGAAGUUAUGACGGACCACUCCAAAAGGUUCUUUUUAAUAUAUUUGAAUAUUAAUAUUUUGUUCAAAAAAGGUUCUUACGGACUGGUUCCAAAGUUCUGAUAGCCAACACGCACACACACAGGCACACACAUACAUACAGGCAUGUCACAUGACUGCAUUUUGAUGCUUGGCAACUGGGUUAUGUUUACAGUCAUUUGCAGCGUCCCACAGUCACAUGACCAGUUUAUAACAAAAUCAGGCACGUCUGCUUUUUGGCAAAAACAUCCCAUAGCAAACUGAGUUUGGUUAAGACUGCUGCCAAAUGUCGUAAAAUCAGCUUGGUCAUGUGAUACAUUAUGACUGUCACAACAUAUGACUGUAAUAGGCAAGCUCCAUUACAGUCAUAAUUUGAGGACUAGCUGUAAUGAAAAACUGCACAGUGUUUUGGUACUUUGUUUCAAAAGUGAAAAUUUGAAAGUGAAUUAUAAUAAAGACUAAACAUUU
This is a messenger RNA of Pantherophis guttatus, 3454 nucleotides long. RefSeq names its product heat shock factor protein 3-like. NCBI's taxonomy places the organism in Eukaryota, Metazoa, Chordata, Lepidosauria, Squamata, Colubridae. Gene Ontology annotation, molecular function: sequence-specific DNA binding; DNA-binding transcription factor activity. Gene Ontology annotation, biological process: regulation of DNA-templated transcription. The record is from RefSeq and is a predicted model, not a curated record.